AUGCUCGCCGUGUUGUUCGCCGUCCUACCCAUCUUCCUCGCCGUCCAAUGCGGAGGCAAAAAGAAGAAGUUUGCUCAAUUCCUCGUUUCCUUUUCAAUUAUUCUAAUUCAGCAACAAGAGCCCACCCUCGAAGAUGGGCACGCCUUCGAAGGUCGGCCUACCGCCAUCCGCGCCUCCUCCCGCCGCUGCUCCAGCUCCCGAACCCGAGAAGAAAGAAGAGGAAAAGAAAGAGGAGGAGAAGAAGGAAGAGGAGAAGAAGGAUGAGAAGAAGGACGAGGAAAAGAAGGACGAGGAGAAGAAGGACGACAAGAAGGAGGACGACAAGAAGGAGGACGACAAGAAGGAGGGAUCUAAGAAGGACGGAUCUAAGAAGGACGGAUCUAAGAAGGACGGAUCUAAGAAGAAGUCCAAGAAGAGCCAGAAGUCGAAGAAAGAUGACAAGGUAGAUUUAACUUCUUUUUUUUCACUUUUGAAACGAUUGGGUUGCAGAAGGAUGAGAAGACGGAUAAGAAGGACGACGAGAAGAAGGAUGAAAAGACUGAUAAGAAGGACGAAGAAAAGAAAGAUGAGAAGAAGGAUGAAAAGAAGGAUGAUAAGAAAGAUGAAGAGAAGAAGGAUGAGAAGGAAGACAGCAAUGUAAAUUUUUAAACUUAAGAGAAAGCUCGCUUCUUCAUUGGGAAAAUACUUGGCAGACUGUUUUUAGUAUGAUUUUUUCCAGUCAAAAGAGCUUGCAAGUUGUUUCAGUUGUUAAAAGAAAGAUAUCAGCUUUUUAUUUGAAAAUUGGAUGCAAAAACGCAUUGAAAAUGUUCAGGUUGACAAGAAGGACGGAGACAAAAAGGAAGACAAGAAAGACGAGGAGAAGAAAGACGAGAAGAAAUGA
Messenger RNA from Caenorhabditis auriculariae, 880 nucleotides. The record is from the annotation of a GenBank genome assembly. NCBI's taxonomy places the organism in Eukaryota, Metazoa, Nematoda, Chromadorea, Rhabditida, Rhabditidae.